Molecule: messenger RNA, 1623 nt
Organism: Psammomys obesus (fat sand rat)
Lineage: Eukaryota; Metazoa; Chordata; Mammalia; Rodentia; Muridae
Gene: Ppan
Product: peter pan homolog
Exons: 12
Coding region: 71-1480 (469 amino acids)
Biological process (GO): ribosomal large subunit assembly; rRNA processing
Cellular component (GO): preribosome, large subunit precursor
Molecular function (GO): rRNA binding
Source: RefSeq, a predicted model, not a curated record
UCCUGCGUCGGAAGUGAGCGCUGCGCGACGGAAGCGGCUACAGAGGCGGCCUCGUGGAGAAGCAGGCAGCAUGGGGCAGUCUGGACGGUCCCGGCACCAGAAGCGCGCUCGCGCCCAGGCGCAGCUCCGCAACCUCGAGGCCUACGCCGCACAGCCUCACUCGUUCGUGUUCACGCGAGGCCGCGCAGGUCGCAGUGUCCAGCAGCUCAGCCUGGAUGUACGGCGGGUCAUGGAGCCCCUCACCGCCACCCGCCUGCAGGUUCGAAAAAAGAACUCCCUGAAGGACUGUGUGGCAGUGGCUGGCCCCCUUGGGGUCACACACUUUAUCAUUUUGAGCAAAACGGACAGCAGUGUAUACUUGAAGCUGAUGCGCCUCCCAGGCGGCCCCACUCUGACCUUCCAGAUCAAUAAGUACACACUAGUGCGGGAUGUUGUCUCUUCCUUACGCCGGCACCGGAUGCAUGAGCAGCAGUUCAACCACCCGCCCCUCCUGGUGCUCAACAGCUUCGGGGUCCAGGGCAUGCACGUCAAGCUCAUGGCCACCAUGUUCCAGAACCUGUUCCCGUCCAUCAACGUGCAUACGGUAAACCUGAACACCAUUAAGAGAUGCCUCCUCAUUAACUACAACCCCGACUCCCAGGAGCUGGACUUCCGACACUACAGCAUCAAAGUGGUUCCAGUCGGGGCAAGCCGGGGCAUGAAGAAACUUCUGCAGGAGAAGUUUCCCAACAUGAGCCGAUUGCAGGACAUCAGUGAGCUGCUGGCCUCGGGUGUGGUACUGUCAGAGAGUGAGGUAGAGCCAGAUGGAGAACACAAUAUCACAGAGCUGCCCCAGGCUGUGGCCGGACGUGGGAACAUGCAGGCCCAGCAGAGUGCCAUCAGACUUACAGAGAUCGGGCCCCGGAUGACACUGCAGCUCAUUAAGAUCCAGGAGGGUGUUGGAAACGGCAAUGUCCUCUUCCACAGUUUUGUGCACAAGACGGAGGAGGAGCUGCAGGCCAUCCUGGCAGCAAAGGAGGAGAAGCUACGGCUCAAAGCACAACGUCAGAACCAACAGGCUGAGAACUUGCAGCGCAAGCAGGAACUUCGGGAGGCCCACAAGAAAAAGAGCCUGGCAGGCAUGAAGCGGGCCCGUGCAAAGGCUGACGGUGACAGUGAUGCUGAGGACCCAGGGGCACCUCCAGAGGCAGAGGGGGCCGGCCAGCUUGAGGAAGAUGAGGACGAUGCUGAGUAUUUUCGCCAGGCUGUGGGCGAGGAGCCUGACGAAGACCUGUUCCCCAGAACGGCCAAGCGGAGACGGCAGGGAGGGCCUCAGGGCAAGAAGCAAAGAGGGAAGGAGCAGAGGCCUGGCUUGGGCCGAGGUCAGGGUGGCAACUGGCGGCCUCCAAAGCUGCAGGGUCGAUCCCAAAGAGUCAAGACCAAGCCGGGACCCAGAGCCACACGCCGGGACAGGGGUCCAACACCAAGGCGAGGAACUUGAAGCUGCCUCACUGCCUCGCAGUGGAUGGACCAUGGAUGCCCCAGAUUGGGGCCCGGGAUCUGCUUGGGCUCCAGCGCAGCCCGGUUUCCUUUUAUAAAGGAACUGUCCACUUCCUUUCUCCAAUAAACCUGACUUUUUUUUUU